Linum tenue is the source of this 1302-nucleotide messenger RNA. Lineage: Eukaryota; Viridiplantae; Streptophyta; Magnoliopsida; Malpighiales; Linaceae. The record is from the annotation of a GenBank genome assembly.
AUGUAUCAAGAUGAUGGAUCAUCCUCUGCCACAUCAUCGCCACUCCAAUUCUUUUCCAUGGCGCAACUCUCGCCAAAUCCUUCCAAUCUCGGCUCGCCUUAUCCAUACCUCAGAGAGCUGAAAUCCGAAGAGAGGGGUUUAUACUUGAUCCAUUUGCUGCUCACUUGUGCAAAUCACGUAGCAACAGGCAGCCUGGAGAGCGCCGAGGUAGCACUCGGCCAGAUCUCUCAAUUAUCGGCACCGGACGGCGACACCAUGCAGCGCAUUGCAGCUUACUUCACCGAAGCUCUCGCCGAGAGGAUCAUCAAAGCUUGGCCUGGAGUUCACAGGGCACUCAAUGCUACCAAAAUCAAAAUCCCUUCAGAGGAAACGAUGGUCAGGAGUCUCUUCUACGAGAUGUUCCCGUUCUUGAAGGUCGCGUUCGUGGUUACUAACCAGGCAAUUCUGGAGGCUAUGGAAGGUGAGAAAAUGGUGCAUGUCAUCGAUCUCAAUGCGUCCGAGCCUUCGCAGUGGAUUGCGCUCCUUCAAGCUUUGAGUGGGCGGGCUGAAGGUCCUCCGCAUUUGAGGAUUACAGGGAUUCAUCAGCAGAGAGAGGUACUGGAUCGAAUGAGUCACAAGCUGGUUGAGGAAGCAGAGAGAUUGGACAUUCCAUUCCAGUUCAACCCCAUUGUUGUUAGUGGCGGGUUGGAGAAUCUCGAUCCGGAGAAGCUUCGUGUGAAAACAGGGGAGGCUCUGGCGAUAAGCUCUGUUCUCCAGCUGCAUCCUUUCCUUGCCUCCCACAAGAACCCGAAUUCGAGGUUGCUUCAGAGGCAAGGCACGUUGGGGGAGCUGGGGAAGAUGGAUUGGUUUCUGAACGUGCUGUGGGGUUUAUCGCCUAAGGUUAUGGUGGUGACAGAGCAAGACUCGAACCAUAACGGAGCCACGCUCAUGGAGAGGCUUCUCGAGGCACUGUAUUCUUAUGCAGCUUUGUUUGAUUGCUUGGAAUCAACGGUGCCAAGGAGCUCGAUCGAGAGGCUGAAGGUGGAGAAGAUGAUGUUUGGCGAGGAGAUCAAGAACAUUGUGGCAUGUGAAGGAGGGGAGAGGAAGGAAAGGCACGAGAAGCUCGAGAAGUGGAUUCAUAGGAUUGAGAUGGCUGGUUUUGUUAAUCUUGGUUUGAGCUAUUAUGGGAUGUUGCAGGGUAAGGGUUUGCUGGAGAGCUAUGGAUGUGAUGGGUAUAGGAUGAAGGAAGAGAAUGGCUGUGCUGUGAUUUGUUGGCAAGAUAGGCCGCUUUACUCUGUCUCUUCAUGGAGGUGUAGGAAGUAG